AUGGCUUUCUCAAGGCUCCUCGCCAUCAUCUCCUGCCUGUCGCUCGCUGUCUUCAGCACCGCUGCCCCUUCAUCGUCGCAUUCGCUUGAUAGAAGAGCAGACGUCGUUCACUUUGAGGUUACGUUAACAUGGGAAGACUAUUCUCCGGUCGGCGGGACACCGCGCAAGAUGAUCAUGACCAACGGCACUUUCCCUGGCCCUCCCCUGAAGAUGAAGGUCGGCCAGAGUGUGGAAUUCCUCGUUCACAAUGAACUUCCCGAUGCCACUACGAUUCAUUUCCACGGUAUUGUUCAACAGGGCACGCCAUGGUCGGACGGUGUCCCCGGUCUCACGCAACACCCCAUUGCCCCUGGCUCUUCCUUCUUGUACAAAUGGACCGCUGAUGCCUCGGGCGUCUACUUUUACCACGCCCACUACCGAUCGCAGAUCAUGGAUGGCUUGUACGGCGCCAUCAUCAUUUCUCCAGCCUCCAAGGACGAUAAGCCGUUCAGCUUGAUCAACGACGAUCCUUACUACCAGGACUUGAUGUCAGCUGCCGAUGAUGAGCUGCAGACUCUCUUCAUCUCGGACUACAACAAGUACACCUCGGCCGAACUGCACCAGCAGGAACAAGAUGCCAACAUUGACUUUGCUUGCGCUGACGCCAUCAUCAUCAACGGCAAGGGCUCGCAGAUCUGCCUGUCCCGCGAUGAGUUGACUGCCUAUACGAGCCCCAAGGUUGCUCCCCUGCUUGCUGCAGUAAGCCCAUCUCAGAUCACCGACAAGGGCUGCUUGCCUCCCAAUCUGCCAGCCACUCAAGGCAACUUCACCUUCAACAUCGAGACCCUCCCAUCCGAUGCCUACUUUGAGUGCACGCCCUCGUCAGGGCCGACCGAAGUCAUCACCGUGGAUCCCGCGAAAGGCUUUGCUGCUCUCACAUUCAUCAACCCUGGUGGGUACGAGUUGCUCAAAUUCACCAUUGACGGUCACAGGAUGUGGGUGUACGGCGUCGACGGUGGCUAUGUCACGCCUCAACUCGUGGACCAAGUGGUUGUCAACAACGGCGACCGAUACUCCGUCCUGAUCGAGCUUAACCAGGCUCCGGCUCAGUAUGCUAUUCGCGUUGCGAACAACGGUCUCAACCAAGUCAUUAGUGGUUUCGGAGUCCUGAGCUACAAGGACUCGACGGGACCCGCGUCAGAGGAUCCGAACGCGUUGGCAAUCAUGAACUUCGCUGGAGCCAACACCACGACGUUCGUCCCGUACAACGACAAUAAGGCCGCUCCCUAUCCUCCAUCACCUCCAGCCCCUACUGCCGACGUCACUUACCAGAUGAACAUCAAGAAGCUCGGUCAGCCCGCCGGAGCCUACCAGUGGACUCUCAGUGGCGUGCAGUCUUUUUCGACAGAGCUGGAAGACCAAACACCUCUCCUGUUCGAAGACCCGGCUUCCGUCACCGAAAGUGAUCUCAUCCUCAAGACCACCAACGGAACGUGGGUUGAUCUGGUCAUCAAAACCCAAGGGCCUCUGGCUCAACCUCAUCCAAUGCACAAGCACUCGAACAAGGCGUACGUCCUGGGCAAGGGUGUCGGCAACUGGACAUGGAAUACUGUCGCCGAGGCGGCAGCAGCCCUUCCCGCCAACACAUUCAACUUCCAGAACCCACCUCUGCGCGAUGGGUACACCACAACACCCAAUGAGCAAAACAGCACCUGGAUGGUGAUCCGUUAUCAAGUCGUCAACCCCGGCGCCUUCCUUUUCCACUGCCACGUUCAGACACACAUGUUCGGUGGCAUGGCUAUGGCCAUGCUCGACGGCGUCGACCAGUGGCCGGAGGUGCCCUCGGAAUAUGCCAGCGGCAAUGGCAUCUCGACCAAGCUGGCGAAGAAGGGCAAGCUACAUCCCCUGCACCAAAACAAGCAUUAA
Cladophialophora yegresii CBS 114405 is the source of this 1905-nucleotide messenger RNA. RefSeq lists its product as uncharacterized. The record is from RefSeq and is a predicted model, not a curated record. The transcript is spliced from 2 exons. Bases 1 to 1905 code for a protein of 634 amino acids. Gene Ontology annotation, molecular function: copper ion binding; oxidoreductase activity. NCBI's taxonomy places the organism in Eukaryota, Fungi, Ascomycota, Eurotiomycetes, Chaetothyriales, Herpotrichiellaceae.